AUGUCCCGAGAAUACGAGCGUCAAGAAUCCCUCCGAAUGGCUGGUGACUCAGCCAGCCCCGCCUCCUCUUUCGGCAGACACGAACCCUAUAUCAAUGAGAUCGUACCCGUGAGGAAUUCAGUGAGAAGUCGCAGGGCACCACCCCCACCACAAUCGUCAUCACAGAUGAUGGAUUAUGAACCGAGACGCAGUCGAUGA
Molecule: messenger RNA, 198 nt
Organism: Aspergillus niger
Lineage: Eukaryota; Fungi; Ascomycota; Eurotiomycetes; Eurotiales; Aspergillaceae
Exons: 1
Coding region: 1-198 (65 amino acids)
Source: RefSeq, a predicted model, not a curated record